Messenger RNA from Fusarium oxysporum Fo47, 474 nucleotides. RefSeq lists its product as uncharacterized. Gene Ontology annotation, molecular function: zinc ion binding; DNA-binding transcription factor activity, RNA polymerase II-specific. The record is from RefSeq and is a predicted model, not a curated record. The transcript is spliced from 3 exons. Gene Ontology annotation, biological process: regulation of DNA-templated transcription. NCBI's taxonomy places the organism in Eukaryota, Fungi, Ascomycota, Sordariomycetes, Hypocreales, Nectriaceae. The coding region runs from base 1 to 474 and encodes 157 amino acids.
AUGGCCACGGAAGCAUCAGAAGGCUCGGCUGCCUCGCAGUCGCCUGCGUCUACCUCAGCAAGGACCGUCACCGGCAAGAACAACAAGAAGCGAGCCUCACCCUCCAACAACUCAGAGCAACCGCAAAAGGCCACCAAGCGACGCGCUGCUCGUGCCUGUGUGGCCUGCCGUGCACGAAAAGUCCGGUGCGACGUGAUCGAGGGAACUCCUUGCGGAAACUGUCGUUGGGACAAAGUCGAGUGUGUUGUCCAAGAGAGCCGCCGGCGAAGGAAGUAUCUUCUUACCGCCAGCUUCGGGGACCAGCUCCUCCCCACCAAAGCCCAGCUGCGCUGCCAGACUGCGUUCUGCAACCCCAUCAUGAACACAGCCGACCUUCGACGUCCCAGCAACGGCUCUGCAAUUUCUACGAACAGCAUCGACAGUCCGGGCAGUUUUCUGAGCAACUCCGGACUCGGCAACCUGUCCCUCACGUGA